AACCCAGAACAUCGAAUUCCAGAACGCAAAAUACAGACGUUGGCGCCUUCACGUGUUUUGAAUUAAGACUUUUAUUAUUAAGUUACAAUUGUUAUAUUCAACACUUGUUUAAAAGUUAAAUUGCAUAUUCUUAUAUGUAGGAUACAUUAUCGUAUUGUGCCAGGUAUAUGAAUGCAGGUCACUUAAUAGUGUGACAGUCUUUUCAAACUAUCAUCUCGCUGUUCAGCAUCAGCAGCCAUGUAUAAUAAACCGACGGGAUUUAGCUCCCCCUUUCAAACAAACCAAGCCUCGACCCCUGGCUUUGGUACCACUGGGUUUGGAGCCUCAACUCCUGCAGCAGGAAGCUCCAUAUUUGGGCAGAACAAUGCACCAACCACUGGCGGCGGGCUGUUUGGGGGAACCACGAGUGCGUUUGGGACACAGGCUUCAACUGGAUUUAAUUUUGGAGCUACCCCAAGUAGUACGGGAGGUCUGUUUGGUGCAAAAACCACUGCAAGCACAGGCCUGUUUGGAACACCUGCUGCAAACUCCUCCACAGCCUUUGGCUUUGGAAGCUCUGGUGGGUUUGGAACAACAUCAACAGCAAGCACUGGCACUUUGUUUGGCACUAACACCAACACAGCUGGGGGCUUGUUCGGAGGGUUUGGGGGUCAGGCCCAGCAGCCUGGGACCACGGUAAAGUUUAUUCCAUUCGCGGCCACAGACACCAUGGUGAAGAACGGUACCACCCAGACCAUCAAUACACGGCUCCAGUGUAUCACGGCAAUGAAGGAAUACGAGAAUAAAAGCUUGGAGGAACUAAGAGUAGAGGAUUACCUAGCAGGACGCAAAGGGCAGGCAUUACCCACAACGGGAUUCGGAUUCGCCUCCCCUGUCACGUCGACCCAGCAGUCAGCACCAUUCUCGUUUGGAGCCACUAAACCUACUGGAUUUGGAACAUCAACUGGAUUUGGGACAAGUACUUCCACUGGGACAGGCGGCUUAUUUGGGCAGACUUCUCAGUCGGGCCUUGCCACAGGGGGGCUGUUUGGACAGAGCAAGCCAGGAGGGUUCUUCAACACCGCCACCACCACUGCUGCCCAGACUGGGUUUGGAGGCUUUGGGACAAGCACCAGCACAGGGACUGGAGGACUUUUUGGAAGCACUGCAGCAAAGCCACUGUUUGGCACCACUACAACCCAGGCCACAGGUCUGUUUGGCGCAAGCACGGGCACAACGGGGUUUGGCCAGCCUACAGCAAGCACUGGGUUUGGAGGCUUUGGGACGUCCACCCCAGCUACGGGAGGACUUUUUGGUACCAAGCCAGCAUUUGGCACAGCAACUACAGCCUCGAAUAGUUUUGGGUUUGGAUCUGGUUCCAUGACCGGUUCCAACCUGUUCUCUAAGCCCCUCCCAGCCUCCACCCCAGGGUUUGGAGGAUUCUCAGCCGCAAUCACUCAGCCUACUGGCUUUGGUGGAACUCAGCCCUUUGGCGCUGCCAAGCCAACAGGGUUUGGUGGGUUAUCUACCAACAGUGCGGCUCCCAGCUUCAACUUUGGUGGGUCCACAUUUAACACGGGAAACAGCCUGUUUGGGACGAACAACACAUUAAACAAGCCUGCGUUUGGAACUCUGGGUACCACAGGAUCUACAGGUUUUGGUGGAUUCGGAACAACAAACACAACUCUUGGAACUGCACCUACUUUUGGAGGCCAAGUGAACCAGCCAGCAACCAACCAGGCGGUCCAGUUACAGCAGACACUCCUGGCGCUGACCCAUUCCCCAUAUGGCGACUCCAAACUCUUCUCUAACAUGAAGGAGACCUCCAUCAAGCGAGAGGACGUCUUGAAACCGACCAAUCCUGCCGCUCAGAAAGCGGUCUUGGCCAAUCAGCACAAAGUCAGUCCCAGGCCGAUGUCAAAGAUCAAACCAAAAGCAUUGACGGGGAACCUGAAUGGGAGCAAGUCCCAGUUGUUUGAUGGACUUGAAGAAGAGGAGUUCAGCUUUGGGAACGACACUUUCCAGGCCAGAAAGAGUGUCAAGAAGCUGACAUUGAAGAAGAUUGGCUCCCAGUCUAACACUCCCAGCAGAGCAUCUUCAGUCAGUGGGGAGCCGGCUAUGUUGUCAUCGCUGCGGGAUGAAGAGAACUACAGGGGCAGAGUUUCCCCAGUGGCUUUCUCAGAUGACCGCCCGCGUCCACGAGACGCAGAUAAUGUCCCAGAGACUGAAAACAUCAUUCGCAGCAAAGGCAUCUCUGAACAGAUCACCGAUACACCAAAUAGGGGAGGGAACAUGGAUGACACGAUCGCCAUCUUGAAUGCUCAUAACAGGUCGAGCUCCAUAGCUGAUCCCCCUGUGAUGCAGAAAUCCCAGAACGAUACUGUGAACAUCAGCAUCAUUUCACACGAUGAUUCCAACACUGAGGAGAUCAAUGUCGACGAGAGACCAAUGACCCCUCCACCACCCCACCCUGCAGGUAUAGUGUUGAUGCGGCCGGGAUACUACACUAUACCACCCGUCGAGGCCCUCGCGGAACUUGUUGACGAAGACGGGAACUGCUACGUGGAGGACUUCACAAUUGGACGCGAGGGAUACGGCAGCAUCUUCUUCCCCGGCAUGACAAACAUCGCCAACAUGAACUUUGACGAGAUCGUAUUUUUCCGCCGCAAGGAGGUGAUUGUCUACCCUGACGAUGACAACAAGCCUCCAGAGGGGGAGGGCUUGAACAAGAAGGCUGAGAUAACAUUGGACUGUGUGUGGCCUCGGGAUAAAUCUGCGGGUACACCGAUAAAGAGCCCAGAAAAGCUGAAGGCAAUGAACUGGCAGGAAAAGAUAGAGUUCAACUCCAUGAAGGUCGGGGCAAAGUUCAUAGACUACCGUCCAGAGACGGGCUCCUGGGUGUUUGAGGUUAGGCACUUCUCCAAGUACGGCCUACUGGAUGACUCAGAUGAGGAAGAGGUGACUGAGCAGGACAAGAAGCGUCUGCGUACCUCGCAGGCCCAGCAGGUGGCUGUACAGAAACAGAAGCUUCUGCUAGACCCUAAAGCGGGAGCGCCUAAAUCUGGUGCAAGAGGUCAGCAGGACGGCCCCCACGUGGCGCGGUUCACUAUUGGCACGGAUGACGAGAGUGAAGGGAGCGGCGCAGGGGGCCGGGUGGAGAUCCCCAUGGGUGACGAUGACAACCAGAUGGGGGAGCUCGAUGGAGAACCAAUGGGGGUGCUCACUGAGCAGGACGACGAAGACUUGAUGCUUGAGGACCAGCCCUCAUCUCACCGCCUGGCCAGCAGCAUGGGGGUCGACCCUCGCAACAUGCAGGUCAUGAAGGCUUCCUUCUUCGAGGACGAUGACAUGCCUGCUCCAGCUUUCGAUGGUUCCAUGUUUGGCAAGAAGUCCAGCUUGUCCACUGGAUCACCGUUGCUAAGGAACAACGAGGGAAGUGGCCCCAGUCUCUUCAGCUCUGCUCUGAAAUCAAAGUACAUGGCGCCUGUCAAGUUGGCCAACCUUCCUCAACGGGAAACAGCAAAUGAAUCAGGACUGUAUUCCCCGCGUCUGGUGACACCGGAGCCAAUCAGAGCUCAGCGCACGCAAGAGACCUUCCACCCUCCAGUGAAAGAGUACAUGCUUCUGGAAAGCGGAAUGACUCAGCAGGAUUACCAGAAGAGGUCGCUGGGUUCACUGGUUACCAAGGUGAUCCCUGCGGUGAGGGAAGGCACUCAGUACGGCAAGCAGGCUAUGUGCGUGGACGCGGGCCUGUUCAUGGGUCGCAGUUUCCGAGUUGGGUGGGGACCUGGGUGGACGUUAGCCCAUAGUGGAGAUGUCAUACAGCCUGUUGAACAUGAUAAGGUUGAACAGAAGCCCACGGGCAUGUUCAACCUGUUCUCAGGGGGACAAAAGCGGGCCCAGUCUAGUAGGGGGCUCACCUGCUGGAGUGUCCAUCUGCAGAAAGUCAACAUUGCUGACCACAUCAGGCCACAGGACAAGACAGUCAUUCAAAACCAUCGUGAGAUGCUGGAGAUACAGCUGGUACAUUCCCAGAGCUCGAAGGAGGGAGUGUGCCCCGUGUUUGCACCGUCCCCAGGGGUGGAGGCCCUACAUCAGUACGCAGAGAGGAACAGGGAUGAGCUAGACACUCUCACUGGACAUCCGGAUGAGGAGACUGUGAAACACAUGGGGAUGGUGUGGGACCUCUGUGUGGCUCUUUGGGGAAACAUGCCCGAGUUCAACAACAUGGACGUGGGCAAGGACAGCUACAUGUACCACAGGGCCAGACGAGAGGCAUUCUCCAAUUGGCUGGCUUCAGUUUCCAUGGAAACCAUCAUCAAGGAAGUGCAGGAAAAUAAGUACAAGGAUAACGGUCACCUGGCAGCCAUCUUGAGUUCCCUGACGGGCGGUCGGAUCACGGAGGCGUGUCAGCUGGCUCAGAAGGCUGGGGACCACCGCCUGGCCCUGCUGCUGGCUCAGGCUGUCAGCAACUACAUGCCACGACAGAUGGUCUCCAAGCAGCUUGAGGAGUACAUUGAAUUUGGGGUGAACAACUUCUUCAACGAGACUCGGCUCAAGAUCUACAGCCUGUUGGCCGGCCAGCUGGUGCUCCAGUGCAGUGACAUGACUGUGAACACGUGUGAGGACAUGGGUUGGAAGAGGGCCCUUGCACUGCACCUGUGGUUCUGCUGCCAAGCAGAUGCCCCCAUCCAGGAGGCGGUAGAGAUCUACGACCGCUCCUUUGAGGGCAGCAGGGAAUACCCAGCCUACUGCAGCCCUCCCCUGCCCCCCUACCUGGAGCGUGAGGGGGGUGGGGCACUGGGGGAGGAGGAGGGGCGGAUACAGGACACCUGCUACCACCUGCUGGCCCUCUACUGCCAGAAGUGUCGACAGCUGGAGAGUGUUCUCAAUCCCACCACCUCUACACCCAGCCAGCUUGACUACAGAUUGAGCUGGCACCUAGGUCAGGUGUUACGCAGCUUGUCGUACCGACACCUAUCCCCGUACCAUGCAGCCAGCCUAGACAUGAACUUUGUGGCCCACUUGGAGUCCCUGGGUCUCUGGGAGUGGGCCGUCUUCAUAGCCCUGCACUUGGAGAACACUGUCAGCCGUGAGAGUGCAGUACGUGGCAUUCUCAGUCGCCAUGUACAGCUGGAGGGGGAAGGGGCGUACGAGGAGAAGGAGGCAUUGCUACGGGAACGGCUGCAUGUGCCACCAGAGUGGAUUCACAGCGCCAAGGCGCUACGGGCCAGUUACGAGGGUCGUGUGAGGGACGAGGCCUGGCACCUGCUGAGGGCCGGACAGUGGAACCGGAGUCAUGUGAUCGUGCUUCGACACCUUGCAGCAGACGACAUCAUUCACGAGAACCAUGGUGGUCUGCUACGGUUCCUGACGGAGUUGUCCGUCCACAGUGCCGCCAUCUUGGACUGGCAUGUUGGGGGAAAGGUGUUCAUGGAGUACAUCAACAUCUGUGAGAGCAUGCAGCAGCUGUCUGAGUCAGGAGAACCCAGCCAGUAUGACCUGGACAUGCUGCUGCCAGAAGUGAAGUCCCUGUGUACAAAGGUGGGCAGUCUGCACUGCAGGACAUCCAAGGACAGACUGUGCCAGUCGGAGAUGGCCAAGAGGGCGGCCAACUUCCUGCGGUUGUUGCUGACGUUGCAGGCAGAAGCCCAGGGCCAGCCCCUUCCCUCCAUCAGGACACUGGCCCCCUACAUUAGCAAUCUGCCCAUGCCUGAGGACUACAUGCUGCAAGAGCUGCAGUCACUCACCCGUCUGGCCAUGAGGGAGCAGACAGUGGCCUGAGAAGCUGCUUCUUAUGUGUGGUCGUGUAGCAGUGCGGAUGUGCCCUGAAAUGAGCGCAGCAUGUGUGUGGCUACAUCAGUGUGGAGGUGGACUUAAUACUAUGUGCACCUUUUCAUAUGGAAAAAAAAACACUGGGUCCAUAUCCCCUAGGCCCCUAAAUGGAAACUAAAACACAUUUCUUGGUCAUUAAGUUCUUGAAAUUUGUGCUUGGUUUAUUAAAGAUGGAACGUAUCGGCUUCAGACAUGAUGCAGACAUGAUUCCAAUUUUUGCUUUGCCUUGAUUAAACAGAAAAUUUAACCAAGUAGCAUUACUUGAAGAAAUUGUCCGUCUUCACUUAUAUGUACAUUUCUGAACCACAUGUGUACAAAUGAAUAAUACACUGUGUAUUUUAUUGUAGAAAAGGGACAGUCUAUGAAAACCAGGCUAAAUGCAUGUGUGUAAAGUAUUGUCCUGUGAAGAUUAACCUGUGCAGUUCGCACAGGCUUGAAGAUACUUUUUGUAAAAGAAAAAUUCCACUAAGGGAAAAGUCUUUUCCGGUAUUAGCCUGUGUUGUAUGGGAUGAUAAUUGGAAAACAUGCAUUAAGCCCAGUGCAUCUUUUUGUAAGCAUGUUAUUUUUCUUCAUUGUUUGUGGUAUGAAGCAUACUUUAACUCAUCUGAUGUUGGUAGGGUGUACAGCAUGUUUCUUGUUUAUUAUCAUUUCAAAUCGUAAUGAAAUGUAAUGGCUACUUUUCAUGCAGUUUGUAUUUUUUCAAACAACCAAUAUUACAUAACAUUAUUUUCUUUGAUUAAAAUGGCGCAUUACGGUAAAAAGCUUUUGUUUUGUAAUGUGUUAAAUUAAAAUGCAUUAUAGGUCAAAUAGCCUUAUAUUUUCUCAACAGGAUAAAUGUUAAAUCAUCAAUUUCCACAUGUGAAAAGGUUUAAUGCUAUCUUAUUCUAUGUGGUUGUGUUAGAAAUUGUUCAAUUUUUUCGCAAAAAAGAUUCAAUAAAACUUUGAAUGUUG
This is a messenger RNA of Dreissena polymorpha, 6765 nucleotides long. RefSeq names its product nuclear pore complex protein Nup98-Nup96-like. Gene Ontology annotation, cellular component: nuclear pore cytoplasmic filaments; nuclear pore. Gene Ontology annotation, biological process: protein import into nucleus; post-transcriptional tethering of RNA polymerase II gene DNA at nuclear periphery; RNA export from nucleus. Gene Ontology annotation, molecular function: structural constituent of nuclear pore. The coding region runs from base 238 to 5763 and encodes 1841 amino acids. NCBI's taxonomy places the organism in Eukaryota, Metazoa, Mollusca, Bivalvia, Myida, Dreissenidae. The transcript is spliced from 38 exons. The record is from RefSeq and is a predicted model, not a curated record.